Molecule: messenger RNA, 632 nt
Organism: Drosophila biarmipes
Lineage: Eukaryota; Metazoa; Arthropoda; Insecta; Diptera; Drosophilidae
Exons: 2
Coding region: 36-632 (198 amino acids)
Source: RefSeq, a predicted model, not a curated record
UCCCACCUCUAAUAAAAAUUUUAUUCCACCGAAACAUGAGCAAUCCCCCGAAGAAGGAAAUUUGCAGGAAUUUAGGAAGUUCGUCGGACAGAGUCGCGGUGUCGCACGUCAUUUUCGUUAAGAAGAGUGGGGAAAGGUAUCGCCGAUUCUUUUUCCCAAAGUGCUGCACCCGACACAUCCACCAGCUGGCUUUGAGGAUGUUCAAUGGACCCACCGAUCCCUAUUUUAUGCCCAUAUUUCGGUAUUUCGCGGAUUUCCUCAGGCAGUUCAUCGAAUCGGAGCAGAAUGAUGACUGGAGUGACGAGGAACCCACGUACAUACACGAGGGAGAGUCCUCUGAUGAAAAUGAUAUGGGAAAACCUAUGGAGAAUACUGAGAAAGAGAUUGAUGCGAGAACUAAGGACAAAGCUGGGAAAAUUACUAAAGGAGACGAUGUAAAAAAGGUUGAAGAUAAGCUAUCUAUGGCUGAAAAAGAUGUGACGACUGCAGAAGCGGAUACUAUCCAAAAUGCGGAACAGGACCUUUAUGAAGACUACAUUUUAUAUGAUCUAUAUGAGUGCCAAGCACAAAUACCCGAGGACGAACUUGAAGAGAUAACCGAAGAGUUUUUGCGGCAAAAUGCUGUGGACUAA